GCCGUUUUAGGUCUAAAUUUUCAAAUAUAAACAAAAGAAAUUCUAACCUCAAUUAUACACAUAAUUAAUCUGCGUACUGCGUAACAUCGCUUUAAAUCAGGAUGUUUAUAAAAUAAUGUGAAAUUUUCUGUAAAAUUGUACUUUAUACAUAGGAAGCGAAAAAAAAUUAAAUCAAGAUAACAAUAAUAUAAAUACCCCCCAACAAAGCUGAAAUUUCGCGCCAAUUCGAUCCUUUAUAAAUACCUUCGGCAGUUUGGCGCGUUUUAUUAUCACGUUUUCGCCUGUUCAUUGUGUUUAUUGUCCACGAUUCCGGUGCUAAAAUGCCUCUCUACGAUAAAGAAAACUCGAUUUCCCUCAGCUCCAAAACCGAAAAAAUGGUAUUGUCCGAAAACAAACUGAACAUCAUACCUUCCCCCGACAAAUCCGUAAAACCCAAAAAAUCCAUCCAAGACGGCGACGACUCGAAUUUCGACCCCGAAUUGGAGCCCCUACUGCGCGAAAACCCCCGCAGGUUCGUCGUGUUCCCCAUAGAAUACCCCGACAUUUGGGCGAAGUACAAGGAAGCCGAAGCUUCAUUCUGGACCACCGAGGAAGUGGACCUAUCCAGAGACCUGGAGCACUGGAACCGGUUAACCAACGACGAGAAACACUUCAUAUCGCACAUACUCGCAUUCUUCGCCGCCUCCGAUGGCAUCGUCAACGAGAACCUAGUGGAACGCUUCAGCCAGGAAGUUCAAGUAACCGAAGCCAGAUGCUUCUACGGCUUCCAAAUAGCCAUCGAGAACAUCCACUCGGAGAUGUACAGCAUGCUGAUCGAGACCCUCAUCAGCGACCCCUCCGAGAAGGAGUUCCUGUUCAACGCCAUCGAAACGCUCCCGUGCGUCAAGAAGAAGGCCGAUUGGGCCCUAAAAUGGAUCAACUCGAAGAACGCCACCUUCGCCGAGCGGAUCAUAGCCUUCGCCGCCGUCGAGGGGAUAUUCUUCUCCGGCAGCUUCGCCUCCAUCUUCUGGCUGAAGAAGCGAGGCCUCAUGCCCGGCCUGACCUUCUCCAACGAGCUGAUAUCGCGCGACGAGGGCCUGCACUGCGACUUCGCCUGCUUGCUGUUUGCGCACUUGGUGCAGAAGCCCUCCGAGCAGCGCGUCGCGGACAUCAUCAGGGACGCCGUGGACAUCGAGCAGGAGUUCCUGUCGCAGGCGCUGCCGGUGAGCCUCAUCGGGAUGAACUGCGACCUCAUGUGCCAGUAUAUCGAGUUCGUGGCCGAUCGGCUGUUGAACGAGCUGGGUUGCAAGAAGGUCUACAACGUUACGAACCCUUUCGAUUUCAUGAACAUCAUAUCGACUGACGGGAAGACUAAUUUCUUCGAGAAGAAAGUCGGGGAGUACCAGAAGGAGGGCGUGAUUGAUUCCGGGGAUACUAAUUUCAAGAUCGAUGCUGAUUUUUGAUCCGGUUUUUUUGGGAUUUGUAGAUAGGUUUUAGAUUUUUAUAGUUUAUUUAUGUUGACUAACUCGUAUUUUACAUACUCGAAAACUUUCAACAGCCGUUUUAGGGGGGAUAAUAAAUCGGCCUUCAAUGCUCUAAGGAGUUCAAGAUGGUGAUUAACAUUCAAAACGUAUUACAGUAUAGUUGCGAUUUUAAAUAUACUAUUUUUAAUGCACUCAAAUUUCUGACUAGUCGAAUAAUUUUGUAAAUAGGUAAAAAUAUUGUCUCGACAGUUGAAUGUGGAUUAACAGUUUUAAUUAUCUUGUGUUUUAUAAGAUGUUUUUAUUAAAUCAGUAUGUAAAGUAAAUAUUUUCACCCAGUGUAUGUAGUUAAGAUUAUCUCGUUUUAAAGGUAAUUUAU
Molecule: messenger RNA, 1839 nt
Organism: Phyllotreta striolata
Lineage: Eukaryota; Metazoa; Arthropoda; Insecta; Coleoptera; Chrysomelidae
Source: the annotation of a GenBank genome assembly